This is a messenger RNA of Lacerta agilis (Sand lizard), 955 nucleotides long. RefSeq lists its product as uncharacterized. The transcript has a single exon. The coding region runs from base 45 to 860 and encodes 271 amino acids. NCBI's taxonomy places the organism in Eukaryota, Metazoa, Chordata, Lepidosauria, Squamata, Lacertidae. The record is from RefSeq and is a predicted model, not a curated record.
CAUACUUUGGUUUGUAUUUCAGUGUGAAAUCUCCCUUUUUGGAAAUGCUGGGCAAGCUCGGUGCACAGAAGGUUGAGGAAAGGCUACUCAAUGCCAGCCGCAACUUGUACGACUGUGUCUACAUGUUUGUUUCUUCCACCAACAUCGCCUUCCGGAUGCUCAACCAGUUUCUGGGAACUGACCUAGCCAUCAUUACAGUAAGGGAAAACUUGAGCAUCAAAGAAAACCUUCAGCUUCUGAUGAGUGCUCUGAAAGAGAUGCAGGAAAAAGUGGAGGCAAAAGAUCAGGAUAUCAAGCAGAAAGUCGGCCUUCCAAUGUAUUCCAGUAUUGUGUUGCCUUCCACCUCCACGAAUGAAAAAAUCAAGCUGAUAAAGGACCUUUAUGGGCAAUAUAAGGGAGUUAUUGAAAAUAUCAGCGGUCCCGUUUCAGCAGUGCUCCUGAAAAAUGGCAAUCUCCCCGAGAUACUAGACGCCGCCAUUCGGGAUUUAUCAAGCAGUCCUGCUGUCUCUCUUCGAGUGGGUGACCUUCUCAUGACUAACGAAGAAAUUGCCAAAGUGCUUGCAGAUUCCUGUCCUACCUCAUCCCAUGCAGUAACAGCAACAACAACAGCAACACCAACAGCAACACCAACAGCCGCUCGAACAAGGAAUCCGAGCCAGCCAAUCAUUAACACAGCUUACUCACUUACUAACUUCAUGAGGGUAGCUUUUAAAGGACAGCCACCUAGUAAAACGGUCGAAUUAGCAGCAAGCACCCUCGAAGACGCUGUGAAGAUCUUGAAGCCAGCUUGCGAAAAAUUCCAAAGGACUGUGAAGACAGCUGAAGAGUAUAUCACAUUGAUAGUUGAUAAGUUGCAGUGAACCAGAAGCUGAUUGCCCAGCUGGUAGAAAACAGCUUCUGUUUACAUGGCAGGGAAGUUGCGCAUAUAAUAAAGAGACAGUUUCUGAUUACGGCA